This is a messenger RNA of Cinara cedri, 18099 nucleotides long. The record is from the annotation of a GenBank genome assembly. NCBI's taxonomy places the organism in Eukaryota, Metazoa, Arthropoda, Insecta, Hemiptera, Aphididae.
AAAUAAAUUAACAAUAGCAUUGCUAAAACAAUACGAUGAUGAUCAAAAUUCAAGUACGAGUACAUUAUGAUGUAGGUAUACGAUACGAAACACUGUGUAGAAUAUUAUGUAGCUUACAUCAUAGCGGUUUGCUUCAAUUACGAUUACGAAUUUCCAAUUGAUUUCCAAGAGAAGUUAUAGCAAUUAUAUUAAUACUCGGGCAUGCGAUUAUACUGGUUUUGUAAAAACAUUAGAAAAAGUAAGUAUUACAAAACGUAUAACCUAUCUAUCUAUUUUUAUAAAAUCAAAAUUAAUAUUUUUAUAAUGGGUUGACAUAGACUACAAUGUAUAAUGUAUACUCAUCUAAUUGGCGAUAGUUAAGCGGUUUUUCGAUUUGCGUAAAAGUUUUUAUAAAGUCUGUUGUAAAAUAUUUACAUAUGCAUUGUAGAUUUUCUUUAAUAAAAUUUGUUUAAUAUUGUACCUAUUUUCCCGUUUUUCCUAAGUUUUUUCUGGUUUUCCCAUUUAUUAGAAAAACUCUUGGGAAAUCAAAAAAUUAACUUUUCUUAAGUACCUCCCCAAUAAGAAUUAUUUUAAGAAAAAGCAAAAUUACUUGUAGAAAAGUUGUCCAAAAUCAAAUUAUUCGAAAAUAUCCGGUUUAACUACAUUUAAAAAUUCCAAAUAUCAGAAUUUGAAUAUAUACAAAAUUUAACCAAAAAAAUGAGUCAGCACGCUUAUAGUUAUAAGUCUCCCUGUAUAGUUACAAAAUAUGCUUAGACAUAUAUAUUUUAUAUUCUCAUUUCAUUAUUAAGUUUUUUGUUUAAAGGAUCAUAUUAAAAUGUAUAUUGAUGAAAAUUACUUUUUUAAAUUUUUUUUGUGAUAUUAAACCUCCCGAAAAUUCCAAAAAACUUACUUACGACCAUGUUUCAAACAAAAAUUUAUUCAGCCCUCUUCUAAUACAAAAUCCUAACUACGCCAUUGAUUGCUGCACAAUAUAGUACAAAAACCUACUGCAGAAGACUGUAUAUAAAAUAUUAAUUUUUAAAUCGGUUUUAUUGUUAACUACGUCGAUUUUUCUGAACCACCAAUAAAAUUUUAACUAUUCUAUCUCCCACUUACGCUUGCUAUUCAAAUAGUCAUGUGAUAUAAAUGCAGAAUAUUGUAUUUUGUAUAAACAUUAUUACAAUGUGACAUUACAGGGCAGUCACAGUACAGUUAUUUAGUUGCUUUUACAAGAAAAUUACAGUGCGCACACUAAUAAUAAUAAUGUUUAUACUUUUUGUUUUUGAUAGUUUUUGGUGACUGAUCAACUCUAUGACUGGCCAACCUGUAGUAUAGAUAAUGAACCUACAUUUUUUUUUAAAUAUGAAAAUACGUUCAUAACAAUUUAUCAUAUAUUCUAAGCAGACAAUAAUUAUUAGUAAUUUCUUUUAGAUUUGUAUUGUUUUCUUACAUGUUUUCCCAUGGAUCAGACACUCAGACUUAUCGCUGAUAUUAAAUAAUAAUAAACGAAUAACAAACAAUGGCGCAUUUGAGUGUUCAUAUUGAGAGGGGAGGUUGAUAAAAUUCAGACACACACACACAUACACAUGUUACACAUAUAUUAUAUAAGUGUAUAUUUGGGUUAUACUUGAGAGACCAGGAGUCUAGAACCCCAAAUCUCUCAAUUUUAAAAACAAAUAUCCAAAUUUUAGGUUGAAGGUGGAAAGUUAGUAAUUUUAAAUAAUAAAUAGGGAAAUUAAAUGUAUUACUGUAUACAACGACGAUUUAUUGCAGAUGGUUCAGAGCGGAAUUCAAUCAAAAUACUCGAAAAUUGGAAAUAGCUAUUAAUAACUUAAACAGCGCCAGAACAUUUUUAAAUUUUAUCAUAUCUAAGAAGUACUAAUAUAAGCCUCGGGAAUAAAUUUCAAAUCUUCAGGAAUACUUUUCACUAAAUCACAAUAAAAGAACAAAAUUAAUUUUAAUAGAAACUGUGGUCCUGACUUUUUUUCGGUGUUUCCAUAUUAUUAAGAUAUCUUAUAUAACAACUAAACAAAAUUGUAAACCAAAAAUCACUCUUAGUGUUGACUAUUAAAUCAAGAUUUCUGGUUAAAAAGUAGUUAAAAAUUAACCUAUUUUUUUUUUUUUUGUUUUUAUUUACUUUUAUUAUUAAUUUCACUUUGUAAGAAAAACUCGAUGAAGGGGUGAUUGCCUCUAUUAUUGUCCUCCUUAAAUGCAACACAAAUAACAAACAAUUUGGUGAAAAACAAUAAUAUUAGUAUACGGCUUCGUCAAAAUUUCAUAAUUGUAAAAACUAUACAAUUUUUAUACGUUCGAUUUUUGAUUAAAAUUUAUAGUUCAUAGUUAAUGUGAAAUAUUAUUGUCUGAAAAGUUGAAGUGAAAAUAUUAUAUAAUGUUUAUGUUUGUAUUAUUAUAUUAAUGUUUAAAUAUUGUAACAAUAUACCGUGCGAUAUUAUGAAAUAUUCGAUUUGUGUACAGUGACCUUGGAAAUGGUACAAAAACAUACAAACUGCAUAUUUUUAUAUUGAAUCGCGUAAAUUAAUAUAAUAUCAUAAUUUUAAUUAGUGUAAGUACCGUAUUAUAUUAUAAUAGGCACAUUAAAAUUAUUCUGAUCUUGUUUUCGAUUAUAAUAAUUUUCGCAUAAGCAUAUUGAACCAUUAUUAUCGUUUAUUUUCAAACCGCACCUUCCUCUCGUGUUGCAGGCAUUUGUAGGUUGCAAACUGAUUUCGAAUAAAAUGCAGCACCUUUCGCCCGAAAAUUAUAUGACGGCUUACAAAAAAAUCUAUAAAACGCAAACCGUGUUCCUAUAAUAAUAAAAUAUUUAAGUAGGCCACGGGCACAAGGUGAAUAGGGUAUAAGGGUCAUUAUUGAUAUCGAUAAAAGCCGGAUAACCAUAGAUCUAUAGUGUAAAAGGAAAAAUAAAAGACAUAACUUAAACGCGAGUCUUAUGAGCGUGUCAGAAUCGAAACCGCGUGGUGUGCAUUGCAUGUUGAACACGUUUUUAUUAUUUUAAAUAUAAAUAAAUAUAAUUUUUUUUUUUUUUUAUAAUGAACACUUAAAAGCGCGAAAACGAUGGGUCGAGUUUCUAAGAAAUUAGUUAAAAAGUCCAACAGGCCCAGAGCCAAGUCUAUGAUCACGGACUGUGAAAUACAACCACUAUUAAAUUCAAAUUUAAGCAAAACGAGCUUAGCGUGAGUAUACCUAUACCUGAUUAAUAAUAAAAAUAAUCAUUUUUUUUAUCAUUUAAAAACGUAUAGGCAUGUAUCUGAUAUUUUUUUUCCAGAGACAACGGUUUCAUAUUCAAAUAUGAUUCAGAAAACAGUGAUUUAGAGAACAACAAAAUACCCGUUCAAUCAAAGGCCAAUGAAUUAUUAUAUCCGUAUUACUUGAGGUAUGCUCGACAUAAUUCAGAUGCAUUGUAAAGUACCUACAUAUUUUUAUAGUAAAUAUUAGUACUUGAAUAUAGAAUCUGGUGUAAUAAUAUAAUAUAAUUUGCAGAUCGUUUAGUUUGGACUACGAUAUAAUAAACAGACCGAAGUUUUAUAGAAAAUUGCAGCCUUACAUACCGUUAGGUGACACAGUAAGUUUUUUUUUUCAUUCAAAUUCACUUAUUAUAAUAAAUAACAUUUUUGUUAUUAGGUUUUAAAUUAUUAAAGUGAAUGAUAUGCGUAACAAUAUAAUAAUAAUAAUAAUAAUAUAAUAAUUAAAUAUACAUUAUUAUGUCUAUAAGUACCUAUAAUACGUCACACUAGUAUAAUAAAAUUAAUAAGUAAUUAUUGAGUUUAUAAUUUAUUGCAUAUAGAUUUGUUUAUCUAUAAGGAUCAGUAAAAAACAAAAAUAAUGAAUUUGACCAUAAAAAUAAAAUGUUUUUAGUUUUAAUAAGUAGUAACUACACGUUUAAAAUUCUAUUAGUAGUAAUAUUUAUUGUUUUCCAUGAAGAUUGCUUAUAAUUUUAGAUUCCGAGUGGAGCGAAAAGCUUACGAUUUUACAAAGAUGUUUUUUUUUUCUAUCAGUGCGCGACUUUUCUACUAGAAGACUUGCUCAGAUUUUUAAGUGUAGCACCUUUUCUGAAAGGAAAUCGAUGUAGGGAGGUAAUAUAGGUCAUUUUUGGAUUUCUCAAGAAUUUUCUCAUCAAAUUUAAAAAACCAAAAAAAAAAAAAACGGAAUAAUAUAAGAAAUGUAUAGAUAUUAUUUAAAAUAUAUUACGGACUUUUUUUUUCUGUGCACAAUUUUUCUACCAGCAAUUUUGCUUCAACCUAUAAUGAUAGCAAUGUUUCUAAAAGGAAAUUUCACUAGAGAGGUACUUGAAAGAGGUCAUUUGUCGAUUUCCAUUUCCCCAAGAGUUUUCCGAGUAAAUAUGAAAAAUUGGGAUAAAACAUGAGGAAAACGUAGAAAAGCUGGGUAAAUCGGUACAACAUUAAACAAGUAUUAAAGAAAAUAUAUGAAGCUUAUUUAAUUAUUUUACUAUAGAAUGACAUAAUAUUGUUGACAAUGUAUCACUAUCAACUGAACUCCACUCAGAAUCGUUUUUUCGUUAGCAAUGGUUUGUCGUUGCUUACAAGUACACAUUAAAUCAUCUAAAACAGUGGCUGCACCUGUCACCAUUAUCCUAAGAAGUCUUUUUAUAUUUAUUCAUCAUGCAAUUUAUCAUGUAAAUUCAAGUGAGAAAUAAUUUCUUGAUAAAAUAAAAAGAUCCUUUUGGAACAACAGUUAUCUAAAUGGGUACUUAGUAACAGUAGUGAGGCAAAAGGUGUAAUCAAGAAGCGGCCGUUUCUGACUUUUUUUAUGGGGUCUAUAAUUUUACAUAUAUGACAAUCUUUAAGAAAUUUAUAAAAACCUAAUUUUAAAUCUGCAUAUGUUUUAGCCAAUGGGCGGGUCGUGAUAGAUUCAUUCAUAGAUAGGUGAAUAUUAAAAAAAAAAAACGUCUAAAAAUAUUUGAGUUCGCCUCGCCACUGUUCGGUACAAUUUUGUUUUACUAAUGUAGUAAUGUAUAAUGGUGAAGUAGGUACCUUUAAUAAUAUAUUUUGAUAUUUUGAAGACAGAAUUGUAGAUAAAAACACAAAACAUCACUAUUCAACUAACAAAGUGGGUAAUAAUAAGUUUCUCAUCACUACUUACUUAGUACUCUAAUCAGGAAACAAGAAUGUUAUUAAACUUCAUAGAUUACGUUUUUACAUAGGUAUAUUUUAAAUUAAACUAUACGAUUUAUAACAGCUGUAGAUGAACUUUAUACGUUUAUGAUAAGAUGAAUAAUAAUUAAUAACUAAAUAUCAAAUUAUUAAAUUAGUUGUAUCAGAUGUUUUAUUCACAUUAUUGUAUAACCUAAUUAGUUAUAUGAUUCGUAUAAAAUGAAUUAAUGUAUUAGGUACCAUGGUAAAAGUUGUCAUUUGAUAUAGGUAUUGUACUGCAAUGUAUAUUAUUUAAAAAAAUAACACACUGUACAAUACCCAGUGGCGUACCCAGGAAUUUUAAAUGGGAGAGGAUGUAUCAAAUAAGAAUCGUGAAUAAAUUGUAAAGUCAUCUUCUCUAGCCAAAAUUAACUAUGUGAAUUGAUAAUUUAAAAGUCGGAAACUAAAAAAAAGGCCGAUUUUUAAUCAAUACAUCAAAUUUCUUAACUUAGCUGAAAUAUGUGCAUUUCAAUAUUAGACCACUCAUAUUCUUUUGUAUUUUUUAGCAAAUGGGGUGGAUACAUCCCCUAACCCAGCCUGCAUCAAAUGACACUGACAAUACUGUAAUUAAAUUAUGAAUGUAGGUAAAAAAAAAAUAAGACUUCUAUAGUAAAAUAUUAACAAAAUAGAUUAAUUGAAAUUAACAUUAGUACAGUUACACCAUACAAACUACACGCGCAUCAUAAUUUUCAUGUUGUAGUUGUUUAUGAAUUAAAAGGUACCUAUCAUUCUAAAUAAUGGUUUCAAUUUGCAUUACCAUAAUAAUGAAAUAUUUUACUACUAUUUUAUUUUAUUUUUAUUUUCAUAUUUAUAAUUUAAUGAAUUUGUACAAUUAAUGUGUUAAUAAUAUUUCAGAUUACCACUGAGCCGUAUACCCAAAAUAGUAUAAUUACCAUGUAAGUAGAGUAGAUAUAAUAAUUUGAUAUUUUACUAACUAAAACUAAUAAUAAUUAAUAUACGUACCUAUCUACCUAAUCAUUCCUAUAUGAAACCACGAUAAUUAUACAAGUUUCAUAUGUUUUAGAUUCGGAUUGUGGCGAAGAAUGUAUUGGUUUUACAAUGAUGUUUAUUUUAUUCAUCACGUGUAAAAGAAACUUCGCUCCGAAUCUUUUUUCGUUAGCAAUGGCUUAUUGUUGCGUAUAGAUAUAAAUUAAAUUCCCUUUUAUAUCCUACCUAUACAACUUCUCACCAACAACAGUGGCCCACCCAUCAUGCGAAAUAUGUUCGUCUUUUUUUUUAUUAUGAGUAUAUUAGAUUAUAUAAAUAAAGUUGUCACACAUUUAAAUGUCAAAAGAAAUAAAUCGUGUUAAACUUGCCAAUGGAUUUUCGAGUUUAAAUUAUACGUUCCAAUUAAUUGAGUUUUCAUUCAAAAGCAAUUUUCUUUUCCAAAAAUUUGUACAUUAACCUGAAAUUUUCAUAUUUUAAGACAGGUUCCAAUCUGCUAUUAAUAUUAUACGAAAAGUACUAAAGCUAUAUUUUCCCUCGUCGCCUUUAGUAGUCAACCAUGUUUCACACGCGAAUGUCAAAACUGGUCGUAGAAAUCUGAAAUAGAGACGUUCCUUUGCAGAUUGUCUGUAAAAAAUUUAUGACUCGAACAUUUUUUCCAAAGCGUUCUAGAUUCCGGAAUUAUAUACAUUUUUUUACGUACAAUUGUAUAAUAUUUGAAAGGUUGUGGCAUAUUUUAUACAAUCUUGGUGAGUAAUCAAAUUAUUUUCUCUCUUUAUUUCGGAAAUUACAGUUUUUAACCAUUUGGGAAACAAAACAUAAUGUUCUCAUGACGGUAUAAAUUAUAAAAUAUUAUCUUCUCUACCGUGUUUUCAAUAUUGAUAAACUAUUAAAUGAUAAGCGAAAGUAUUAAAAAUAAACUUCUUGAAGUUCUAUACAAAUUAAAUAUUUGUUAAUUAGAUACACUGAAAAUUUGAACUGUUAUCUUAUUCAUUAAUAAGUAAUUUUUAAUUACUAAUUUUAAUGCUAAAAGUCUAGUAUUAAUUUUUAAUAUGUUUUUCAAAUCAAAAAACAAACGGACAUACUUCGCUCAAUAGAUGAGUCACUGUUGUAGGUAAGAAGUUGGGAAACGAAAAACGAUUCUGAGCGGAAUUCAAUUCGGUUAAACAUGUUUUAAAAUACCGUAGUAUUUUUACUAUAUACUUUUUAAUAUAUUUGAAAAUAAUACACUUUGUACAAUUUCCCAUUUUUCUUACGGUUUUUUUAUUUACUAUGAAAAAUCUUGAGAAAAUUAAAAAAAUGUCCUCCUUAAAAUACCAUCAAAGUCAGAUUUACCUUCAGAAAAAAUGCUACACUUGAAAAUUGAGGCAAAAUUUCUAGUAUAAAAAUUGUUGACAGGAAAAAAACAUAUUCUGUUUCCACUGUUUUUUAUUCCUGUUUCAAUAAAUAGCCAAUUGUUUUUUUGUUUUUAAUACAUUUUUCUAUAUUAUCAGGGGAUGGGUCUUCCGAUUACUUCCCUGCAUCAUGAGUUCUCACUGUUGGGUGUGUGCUUUUUUUUAAUAAUUUAGCUGAUUUAAUUGAGUUUUUAACUAUGUUCCAUCUUUCUUUAAGGUUUUGCUCUGAAUUUUGAGAUAUAUACGUAAGUUCAUCAUUUAACAUUUCUCGGUAUACUUUCAUUCUUUAUUGAUGAAGUUUUAUUUUUAUUUUUAGGCGCGUUCUACCUUUCAGUUGUUUUUUUCUACAGCUAUUAGCCAGUUUGAUUUAAAAUGAUGCUUAACUAGGUAGUGAUGGUCAGUUUCUCCAUCAAAUCCACUAUAAUUUCUAACAUGUCUUAAACUAAAUUUGUUCCUUUUAUCUAUACGUAUAUGGUCAAUCUGACUAUUAGUUCUUCCGUCUAUCAAUACCCAUGUUUGUUUGAAAAUGUCUUUAAGUUAUACUGGGUGCUACUUGUUACUAUUUCCUUUAUUGAGAUAAACCAUUUUAUGGUAAUCAAAUAACAUGCAAGUGAAAUAUCUUACUGUGCAUUCGUUUUCGUAUUUUUAAGAUAGCCUAAUUCAUUAUUGAACUAAUUUUAUUUAUCGUGAUGUUAUUUAUAAAUUAUAAUAUUAUUAUACCUACUUUUUUACAAUAUAAUUUAUAAUUCAUAAUACAUAGGCAAUAUAAUUAGGUUGUGUGCCUCAAUAAUGGGUUUUCACCAGUCUUCCUAAGUGUAGAAUGGACCAUGAAUUUAUUGAAAAUUAAAGACAAUUAAAUACAAAUACAAUAUUCGUGGAAUUCAAAUUAAACUUCAGUCGGUGACUUCAUUUCAAUUUUUGAGAGGGGUGGUAAAAGUUUUUACCAGCCCAUAAUAAAACUAAAAAAAAAACCGACUGCUCCGCUAACUUAUUCAUUACAAUUACAAUUUUAUCUCAAUACAAAUACCCUUCAUACAAAAUUUCAUAUUUACUAUAAUAUGCAUAAAUAACCCAUUUUUGGGGGUUCAAUAUCACAAUGACUAAAUAAUAAAUAUAUGUAUGUAUAAAGGGACACCUAAAUAUAUUACCUAAUAACUUCUAUAUGAAAAGACUUAGUUUAAGAGGAAAUUUAACUAAAUUUAUAUCCUAUUUUACCAAUAUGUAUGGAAUAUAAAUGUAUCAUAAAAUCAUAAAAUAUAAUGAUAUAAUUCAUGUUUGUAAACUUAUGGGCCAAAACUAGCCAGACACCAGCCCAUACCCGGCCUGGUAGGCGGUUUCGUAAUUGCUUAACGCAUGGGCGUAAUCUUGGGGGUGCAAGAGGGUACACUUGCACCCGCUUGCAUUUUUGUGGGUGUUCAAUACGUACUAUCAUUUUGCACCCUAUCAAUUUUCUGUAUUUCAAGUCUACAAAUAAUUCUAAACUAUUAAAUAUUUAUAAAGUAAUAAUAACGACGAUUAUAGAUGAUAAAUAUCACGUCCUCAUGAUACUCAUCUAUUUACAGUUCUUUGAUUUUACGUACGUGAUAGUAGAUCCCGAAAAUUGUUAUUAUGCUAUCAAUGAUCAAUGAUCAUUGAUCAAACAUAGUCUUUGUGGGUUGUUUUACUUACGAGUUUUCAUAUUAAUAUUUAUUAUUAAAUAUGGUUCAUCUGGAUUUUUGUUUUAUAGGUUAGCUACUUUAUUACUUAGGUACCUACGUAAAUGUCAGAGUUUUUUACCCUCCGAAUUUUAGUGAAAUUACGUAUAUGGCCUAAUGCCUCCCCUGGUUCCCCCCAAUUUUUUUUUUAGGUGUUUACUUUCACAAUUUUUUCAUUAAGUAGCUAGGGUUUCACCUCCCCAAAUGUCAAACACUAUUUGCGUCUAUUCGUGUUAUUCUAAAGCAUACCAUACCACAUCAUGAUUAACACGUUUUCGAAUAGGAAUAUAUUUAUUCACAGUCAAAUUUGAAAGGUCCCCUUUCAAAAAUAAAUUCGAAUUAUUCCAAAUCCAUUAUUUAUAUUGAAAUAAAUUUGCUAUAUUAACACAUAUAUAUAUAUAGCUAUAAUAUAUGUUUUCUGAACAUUAUACAGUUUGAUUUUAUUAAAUGAUAAAAAAAAUUCAUCACUGAAUUCUUUUGUUGAUUUUUUAAAUAAAACGUCACACAUUUCACGAAAACAACAAGAUUUAGAAGUAAAAUUACAAGUUAUUUAAUGAAAAAAUACAUUGAGUUAUACGCGAAUUUUUUUUUUCUUCAAUUAAUUUUACGUAAAAGUUUGAGGUGUCGGCGAUUUCGAGUUAAUAAAGUUCGAGUUAACCAAGUUAGAUUGUAUUAUACACUACGUCUACUAACUCUACUGUGCAUAGUUUUUACCUUAUUCAAUCGAAAGCCUCGAUAUCGGUGUUAAUGUCGACAUAAUAUCUUGCACGUCAAAAAAACCACCGCGGGGAGCUCGACGAGAUUUAAAUUGAUACAAGGGUAAUACGAUGAAUGUGAUUGUAUAAGUAGUAAUAAAUAGCUUAAAUCGUUCGAUUUUUUUUUCAGUUUUUUCCGAAAACGAUUAUAUCGAGAUAGGUUAUUUGUUUUAAAUUAUUAUAUUUUAUGUGGUACGCUGGGAAUCGACGGAGGUCGUUAACGUGUGCCGCGAAACAGACAGCCGACCGACGGGCCGGCCGGCCGGCUAUUAAUGAGAGCAGCGGCAACGACGAAACGCGCGUGGUUCCUCGAUACUAAUGUGGCGACAGGGGUGGCGGCGGCGGCGGCGGCAGUGUAAAGGGAUUUAUUGAUCUACCGAACUUUACAAACCCCGGAGAGUCUGGGGUCAUCGAACCCCAAGUUCAAUGGCCCGAGUAAACGCGACCCCCCUGCACAUAGCCUGCGGUUAGGGUUUCCCGGACGUGCAAUGCCCUACCUAUAUCUCUGUACAGGGUGAUUCUUUUAUCGUCAAUCGUCAGCGUCUACCUCAAUAAAUAGGAAGGUUUUGUGUGUAAAUUUGAUUUCUGACAAAAUUCCAUUCGAAAUGCUGCAUAAAUCUAAUAUAAAAUCAUCUGUAUAAUAUAUAAUAUAUUGAUGUUCAAAUAGCAACCCUUAAUUUCGAUUCGAACAAUAAUUCAUAAACUAUAAAUCCGAUAUAUUAUAAGUGUAUUGCACAGCUGUUACAUUACUGUUAUAUGCAUUGACAUCUUUUAAGAAAAAAAAAUUCGAAUACAAGUUUUAUAAAUGUGCGUGUUGUUAUUUUGAAAAUCAAAAUUCGUAUACGGUUGUUUAUGGUUUACGGAAUAAGAGUGACAUUUUGAAAAUAUUAUUAUAAUACAUAAAUUAGUUAAUAGAAUCGAUGUAUAAUGACUGAAAAUCAUCGAUAAUCAAAUUUACUCAAAAUCUCCGUUGAAAAUUUCGUUACAGAUCCGUAGUAAAAUAAUCGCUCUGUAUAUUUUUCGCUGCCGUAAAAGAGGGUGUGUAGGUCGGGGUCCAUUCGCCAGAAAAAAAAAACCCCGUGUCGGUUGGACGGAAAAUAUUGUUAGCGGAACAUCGAUUCCAAUACAAAUAUUGGUCGUUUCGCACCGAGUUUAUAGUAUAUUUGUACGGGGUCGAUGCACCCUGUACCCUGCAGAACUCGAUCGGACCACCGCUCGAGUUCAACGAUUCAACGUCCCGCCGCCCGGUGAAAACGUGAUACGGACAUUUCCGUCAUAAUAAAAUAUAAUAUUAUGAUAUUAUGAUGGUUAUCUACACCGUUACACGCAAUAUUUUUCCCCAUUGUAAAUAACAUAUCGUCUAAUUAUUGCAAAAAAAAAAACGAAAUUAUCAACGUUAUUACGUCGUUUUCGAAGGAAACAUAUUUUUUUAUAACCGUUAUUAUUACGCUAUUUUUUGUGCUCGAGACUAGUCCUGAGGGGUCAAGGAUCGCUUCCGCGAAUCGUUAAUCCUGGACAGUUCCAGAUUGUUAAAACAAACAAACAACAAGAGUGAUAAUUCGAUUGAUAAUAUUAUGGUAAUAUUCUGAACUAUAUAGUUGAUUCAUGGACUUUCUUAAGGAGCUCGGGGCCGAUUUACCAAAUUGCUCGAAUGUUAUCUAAACAAUAGGACUUUUCUACUAACAUCUACUGCACGACACUCAUUUAAGGGGAGAGGUACGCCGUUUUUACACGCGUUUCAUUUUUUUAUACUAUUAAUUUUUUAAUUGAUAAAAAAAAUUACAAGUUGCAUUCAACUCUAAUUUUUUAUUUAAGUUCAAAUAUUGGUAUUGAAAAAAAAUUAAAACUGUCCCAUAAAACAUAAUAUAAAUUGAAUGGUCUUUUUUAACUAUUUAACGUUUAUAUUAAUGUGACUUUCAUCUUUAUGGUUUCGAAAUAUGUGGGUGCGACCCUUGACAAGUAAAGAAAACCUAAAAUAACGUACUUGUAAUGAUUCAACUCUACAGUAGAAUAUAUAUUACACUUAUAAUUGAUUGCCUAUUAGAGAAUAAAAUACAACAAUUUAAUAUGUAUUAGAUUCUGAGCACAGCUAGGAAUUCCAAAAAAUUGAAUACAAUAUUAUCGAUUUUACGUUAGAUUUUUAAAAUUGUUGAGAAAUAAAUUAAUUUUUUUCAAUUUCCAACUAUCAAUUAGUUUUUUUUUUAAUUUGCAAUUUAAAAAAAAAAUGACACUGCCUUUUUUGUAAUAUGUCAUAAUAUUGGUUUUAAUAUGAUAUGUGCUUUUUUAAAAUUUAAAAUUGUAUCUAUUAACAACUAUUUUACCAGAAUUAUUGCUCCGAUAUAAGUGAAAUAUCUUUUUAAAAGCAAAUUUUGUCUAAUUGGUGAAUUUUCUAGAGGUCAAUUUUUUAUUUUUUUUUGUUUUUUUCAUAAUAAUUAAAAAAAUAGAAAAAAACUGAAUACGCAUUAUAACGGUUUCUGCAUUUUUUUUUUUUGUUUUUGAUUGUGAUUCGUAAAUAUCUAUAACUUUUAUCGAAAGCAAGCCAUUUCUAGACGUAAUUUUAAAAUUGUUAAAAGAAUCUAUUGAGUUUUUAGCUAUUUAUAUAUAAAUAUAAAAUGUUCGAAAUUUUUUUCAAUUUUUAUUUGGUUUUAUAUUUUGGCCCAGCAAACAUAUUCGGCAAUUUAAUACAAAGUACAUUUUAAAUUAAUAAAUUAUACAAUGUAAUACUUAGUUGUCAAAAAAUAAAUUAUAUGGAAUGCACUAGUUUUUUCAGAAGUGGUUCAGUUUAAAUGUCUACAAAAAUCGGAAAGAUCACGGCAUACAUUUUACGUACUAUUUUUGAUCUAUGUAUAGGUAAAUCGAUUUUGGUUCUAUAAAAACGGUAAACAGGGAAAAUUUAAAUUGAUUAUUUAACUAUAAAUUAAUACGCAAUUGUCAACUAAUGUUUGUUAAACAUUAAACAUCAUUAUUAACUGGAUUUUGCUUAGUAUCGUUUUCAAUUAGCAAUGAUUCAUGUGUAGAAAUAUAGAUAAAUUUUACCACUCUAUCAUCUUAACAUCCCACCUACAAUAGUGGCCCAUUUCAUAUGUUGAUGUUGACGUGUUGUAAUAUCAACGACGAUAUACACAAAUACACAUAAUUCCGCAUACGAUUUAAUGUUUUACACAAUUAUAUCUAUAUAAUAAUUAUUUUAUUUUCUAUAGUUUCGCAAUAUGGAACACGAUAAUGGGAACGUCGUUAUUGGCAAUGCCUUGGAGCGUAGAACGAGCAGGACUGCUGAUGGGAUUGUUGCUAAUGUUCAUCAUAGCGGGACUUUGCCUGUACACGUCCAAUCGUAUUUUAAAAGUUCAAGUACUACACGGUAAAUUUCCUAUGCAAAAAACACCGAUAAAAUAACUUAUAAAUUGCACGUCAUGAAUAUUCGGCUAUAUAAUAUUAUUCGGACAAUAUUUCCUAUAACUUGGUCGUGUAUACGGUUUUCAAGGGAACGAAACCGGCGAAGUGGCUCAAUUGAGCAAAAAGCUGCUCGGUCCCUGGGCCGAAAUCAUAGCAAAACUGUUCUCGUUCAUUAUUUUAUUGGGUGCCAACAUUGUCUACUGGAUAUUAAUGUCAAAUUUUCUAUACUACUCAGUUGGAUACAUUCACGGUGAAUAAAACUCUUAUUUAUAAAGAAUAAUGUCCAAACCGGAUACUAAUUAUCAUUCUUAUUAUAAACUUUGUUUCGUAUAAACAGAUUUGCUCUUUGCGGACGAAAAUACCGGCGCGUUCGAGUUUAAUACUACCAAUUGUAAGUUAAUAAUUUAUUAUUAAUUAUUUAUUAAUUUAGUAAUUAAUUUAUACAUAUAUUUCUUUUUAUUAAAAAUAGUAUUUAUACUAACGGUACUAUAAUUUCAUGUAAAAACUUCAUCGACAUGUUCUUUUCUUCUGAGUAAAUUUCUGUACAUCUUGAACUUAAUUUUCUAUUUUUAUUAAAAAAAACUGGUAUUAUUUAACCAAAACAUUAUUUUUAAGUUAAAAAAGACGUCCUAGGAUAAUGGGAAUAGGUGUAGCCACUGUUAUAGGUAAUUUAAUGUAUACCUGUUAACAACGAUUAUAACCAUUUCUAACGAAAAAACGAUUCUGAGCCGAGUUCAGUGAUAGUGAUGCUUUUUCAACAAUAUAUAAGUCAUAUUAUGGUAAAAUAAUUAAAUAUCCAUUAUAUAUUAUCUUUAAUAAUAUUUGGUCACUGUAUCAAUUUUCCCAUUUUUCCUACGUUUUUUCCGGUUUUCUUAUUUUUUCCCCUGGUUUUUCUAACUUGCUGGGAAAACUCGAAAAUCGAGUUAGAAACAUUGUUAUUAUUUUAAGUCGGAGCACAAUUGCUGGUAGAAAAGUAGUACACAGAAAAAAUUAAACAUCUUUGUAAAACUAUAAGUUUCUUUGCUCCUCUCAAAAUCUAAAAAAAAAAAUGAUAUUUAACACCGAAAUUACGGACGUGUUUAAAUAUGAAAACAUAAUUAUUACAACAAAAAAAAAUGUCUAAUUAACUAACUUUUUUAACUAUGGUAAAACGUUAAAAGUUUUCGGUAAAUUUUACGUUAAUAUUGAUGUAAGUAUAAAAUGUAAUUAUUCUUUAAUUCAAUUUCUAAAAAAUUUUUAUAUUAUUAUAGUGAUAUGCCCAAACAAUGCGAGUUUUUCAAACGAUACGUUAAUCAAGAGCGAGUCGUUAACUUUGUAUCAGAAAAUUUGGGAUCUCAACACGACAGUACCCAUAUUCCUCGUUAUCAUUGUAGCCCCGCUAUUGAACUUCAGAUCAGCCACGUUUUUCACGAAGUUUAAUUCCUUAGGUAAGUUAAAUAAUAAAAUAGACCCAUAGUUAUACUUGUACAUAAUAUGCACGGUAAAGGUGCAGUUAAUAUUAAAUAGGUAAUAAUAUUACUUUUUAGGAACUUUGUCGGUGUUAUAUUUGUUUUUGUUCGUGGUAAUCAAAUCAUAUAGCUGGGGAAUAAAUUUGUCAGCACCCACAAUUGGAGGGUCUACCGAUUUUUCAGAAUUUUAUAAAAACACGUUCCCCGCAACUUCGGGCAUGCUCACGUUAUCGUUGUUUAUACACAAUAUUAUAAUCACGAUAAUGAGAAAUAACGAAAAUCAAAAACACAACGUAAGUACACCCCCUAUAAAUUAUACAGUAUAGUUUGAUAGCUAUUUAAUAUUAAACCUUAAUAUAAUAAUAUAUAUAUAUAUAUUUUACAAUUUUUGAAAUACAAUCUAAUCACGAAUUUUUUUCAUACGGAUACGCUUUCAGGGUCGCGAUUUAACAAUAGCAUUUAUUUUGGUGCUCCUUACGUAUAUAUUGAUCGGAAUUACAUUCUACGUGUGUUUUCCUUUGGCUAAGUCGUGUAUCGAGGAUGUAAGUAUUUAAUAUAUUUUAUACAUAUAUGCGGAUACCUAAAUAAGAUAAGAACUAUAUUUUAUAAUGUUGACACUGGUCACACAAAACUACGAGAAAAAGUAUGAAGUUCACAAAAAAAAAAUCUAUUGUCAGCAAUAAAAUUAUAAAGGUCCUCCGUUCAAUUAAAUAUGAAAAUGAAUCAAAUUAUUUUAACAUAAUAUUGUAUGAGUAUUAUACAAUAAAGGAUUAUAUUCAAGAACUUAGGUAUCUUAAUUUAAAUGACAUUGAAUUUGAUUUUUUAAUCAUAAAAAAAACAUAUAUUUUGAUUUUUAAAAGCAUUUUUAAAGAAAAUAUAUAUUUAUAUUAAAUAUGUAUAAAAUGUAUAUAAAAUAUUCAUAAUUAUUUAUAAUAGAUUCACAGUUUUCAAACCCAUUAAGUAUCACCACCCACAUAACAGUACCCACACAUAUACCCAUUUUUUAUUAUUUUUUUUUUUUAUUUCUAUUAAUAAUAUGUUUUCCUGUAUGUAGACGAAAACUGAAACGUACAUUCACACAAUAUUACUAUUUCGUAGAAUAAUUGAAUUCGUGAAUUAUUUGUAUUGUAAAAAAAUUAAUAUUUUAUCCAAACCAGAAAACCACAAUAAUUUACAAAUGAUUGGUAAAAUACUGAACUAAAUUAUUCUGGAAAACUGGGGGUGCUAAUUUGAAGUCUGGAAGUGCUAAGCACCCCUUAGCACCUUCCUAUGUGUGCAGUCUAUAAUUAGUUUCCAUUCACACUCGGCAAAAAAAAUAAAUUGUAAUGUUGUUUUGUAAUCGAUUGUAUAACAAUUUAUGUAAAUUAUGGUUUUUUAAACAUUAAGCAAAUUAGCGAAUAUACUACACACCAGCCACCAGCGCAAUAUUGCUGACGUCAAGCAAUUUUUUUAUAUAUAACUUACAUACAUAUUAAUUUUAAAUAAGCCUAUUUAUACGUUUUAUAAACUAUAGUAAUUUUUACCUUUUUUUAUUCAGCAAGCAAUAUAGAUUUUAGAUUCAGCAUGCUUCGUUCAUACAACCAUACGACAGAGACAAUUUUCGUUCAACUCUGUGCUGUUAAUUUUAAUAUAAUAUAAGCUUAGAGUAAAUUGAUUUAUUGCCAGACUUAAAGACAAGAACAUUAACUGUGUUAUGUCCUCGUUUAUUUCCCUAUAAUUUUAAUUUUUAGGCUAGAUAUGAGUGUGUGAAAUAUUACGACUUAAAAGUGCUUAUGUCUCGCUUAAAAAUAAAAACAAAGAAAAAUACAACGAGAUGACACAGACAAUAUCUUUUUUCUUAGGUUUGAUAAUAGGUCAAUUCACUCCGCAGACUUUAUAUUAUAAGCUCAAUGAUUUACUCUAACAUUAAAUCUAACAGCAUAGAGUUGUCCCUGCUAAACGAACCUUUGCUUUGUCACGUAGUUGUACGACGGUAACAGCAUAACAAACAGGUGUGUCGUCUCGUCACUAACAUUUAUUUUCUCUGUAUUGCGCGUAAUGUAGCAACAAACGCAUUCCGCAUUUUUACAAUUUCGAAUUUCUAUAAUUCAGUUUAAGGUAAAGGGAGUUAUACAUUUUAUGAAAAAUAAUAUUUUCUAUGAAUCCUAAGAAUAUGUUUUUAAUAUUUUCGUUUUUUAUCAAGAUAUAUGCAUGUUUUAAUUUAACUUAAUUUCUCUUAAUAUAACCAUUGAGAACUUAUUUAAAAAAAAAAAAAAUCAUUCGUUGUAUUCGUCUUUUAACUACUGAUUUGCCAUAGGUUUUGGUCCAACUUCAUAAUUUUUGAUAAUAUAUAUAAUUUUUCACAUGCCGCCAUAAUUUUAGUAGUUUAAAAAAAUAUUUAAAAUUGAAUGAAGUUAACCAACUUAACAUUACCUAUAUGGCUAUAACACAUAAUCCAAUACUUAUUAGUUUUAUUAAUAUAGCAUGAUAAACUUCCAAAUCAGCUGUCAUUGAUUAAGUAUACUUGAACAAUGGUAGCAUAUUGAAAUACCAUCAAAAAAUAAAUAUCGUUAACUUUGUGUUUAUUUUUUUCAGAAUUUCUUAAACAAUUUUCCCAGUACAGACGUCUUUAGUAUUAUCGCCAGAGUUUUUCUUUUCUUCCAGUUACUGACCGUCUACCCAUUGAUAUCAUACAUGCUUAGGGUACAAGUGUUCGCAGCCCUUGAGCUAUCGAUAUACCCGAGUGUCUUACACGUUAUAGCGCUCAACUGUUUUGUCAUUGUCGUGUGCAUAUUGUUUGCAAUAUUUAUGCCACACAUUGGAACCGUUAUAAGGUGAGCGGGAUUUCCAUUACAUGCCCAAAAUUUGAGGCGUCGCAUAUAAGUCAUUUUAAUGAUUUUUUUAAAAAAAUUAAAAUUUAUCAACACAAACAUUUUUUACUUACAUUUUUUUUUCCAUAUUUAGAUUUAGCGGAGCGAUUUGUGGGUUUGUAUACAUAUAUACGUUACCAACCAUGUUACACUUGGCAUCGCAGAGAAGACGAAAUCUCUUGACAACGGGAUCGAUUAUGUUUCACAUUUCGAUAUCGUUGGUGGGACUGGCCAAUCUAGUCGCCCAAUUUUUUGUCUGAAAAAUAUUUAUAUUAUAUUAUAACUUAAAAACUGUUAUGUACCACUAUAUUUAUGCUAGGUACCUACUGUACAUUUAAUUUUUAUUUUUUUCAUAUUCGUUACAUACCUAAUGAUAAUUAUUUGUCUAUAACUUACAUUAAUUCAUAUUAAGGCAGUUUUUGUAAUGUGAUCUCUUAGCGAUAAGAGUGUGAUAGGUAUUCAUUGACAUUUCAUUAC